CAUAUAUUCAUGAGAGUGACAAGGAAGGAAAUAGGGUACGAAAAUUUUUCGGUUCGAACGUGCUACGUAGCGAAAGAAGACCAAUAGAGAAUAGAAUAGACGCCAUAGCCGUCUAUGCCUGCUUUAUUUUUUGAGUUUUAGUGUUAAAAUGUGCUCAAAUCUCGUCUGCUGAAGUACUCAAACUAUGAGUUCAGUCUUGAAGCCAGCAUCGGUAGCACAGAAUUCACCAGUACCCCCUCAGUUGAACAAGCCAAUGCAUCCCCAACAAGGGCCCCCUCAAUCCUACGGUCAGCCGCCUAACCACCACCCGAUGGUGUCCCAUGGUAACCCUACAGCAGCACACAACCAUCCAGCUACCCAUCAGCAAAAUCAUUAUUCUUUAAACGUGCCCAACUCCUUUAUGGGAGGCAACCAGCCGAUACCUGCUAGUAAUCAUCCAAUACCUAACAAUCCUUCUCAGCCUUCUGGUCAGCAGAUGUACAGCGGCGCCAAGAAUAUGUCCUAUCAGGGAGGCUACCAAACCAGCCUGGGCCACACCCAAAAUUCAUCCAAUCAGUUGCCACCAGUAUCUCAAUCACUCCCCGCAACAAACUCUCAAUCUGCACCCCACGCAGCCGAAGAUAACAUGGACAAGUCUCAGUCCAAUGGAACAACCGAAGAGAAAUCCAAUCACGCCCAAGAAAAUCACGUGACCACACCUAAAGAAAUUUCGGCCACGCCCGCUCUACCCACACAGUCUCCUUUACACUCAAAACAGGUGGCGGAGCCCCAAAAACCCAACGAGCCAGAGACGGUGGACACCUCGACAGAAAGCGCUGGACAGAGCGGACAGAAAACGUCGGCAUCUGCCCAGAGCACUGCAAGCCCUGCAGAUCAGCAACAGAACAGCGAGACGGCUGAGAAUUCGUCUAACGUUCCCCUCAAAGAAACCGCACAAAACGAAAGUGAUGCUUCUGUACAAAGUGAGAAAAAGACUGAAGACGGCAAGGACGACGAAGUGAAGGAAGAUGGUAAAGUUUCUGACAAUGAAGGAAAAACUAGUGAUAAUAAAAAAGAACCAUCAGUUGCAGAGCUGGAGAGUGCAAACACGCCCAACGAUAGUGAGAAAGCUGUUUUGGAGAGUGUGGAAGCAGAGGCUAAAGAGAAAACAACACCCAAACGUUCAAAUCCACGAAAAGCAUCCAGGGGGACAAAGAACGAGGAAGACUCCAAACCUGCGAAGAGCGAUCCGAAACCAAGUCAAUCUCAAAAAUCACCUUCAACAAGUAAAAGUAAGAGGGCCCGGAUAAGGACACAACCUUACCAGAGUCCGUUACCGGAAUUGGAAAUUAUAACUAAAAUAACGGCAUCUCAAAGGAACAAGACAAAUGAUGAAAAAUUGAUAGUAUUUUUUAAGAACGAAUUUUUGGCAGUUAGGAAUCCAGAAGGCAGUUUUUAUGUAUGUCAAGCUGUUCAGAAUAUCUACAAAUCUUCAGCGAAAAUAAGAAUAAGAUGGUUAUCGCUCGACAAAAACGAUAAAACCAAUCAAAUAUACAUACCUGACUUUUACGAUCAUACAGACUUCGACUGUAUAUUGACAAAUCUAAAUUUAGGAAGGAUAGAGAAGGGCAAAUUCAGACUACCUCCCGCAGAGAAAGAGAGGACGGACAGUAUUCUGAAGCGAUCUUUAGCUGCAGAGAAGGGAGAAGAGAUCCCUUCACCAACGGUGAAUGAGGAGCAUCCUGAUGGAUUGGAUUUAUCUCUGUACAAAGAUGAAAACCAGCUGAACAAAAGGACAAAAAAGAGGAAGGCCACAUCUCCAUUGAAAUCAACCAGGACCAGUAGUAGAAGUCCAAGUAAGCCUUCGGCAGACACACCCAAAGUGGCUAAAACUACCCCCAAACCAACCAGAAAAGCAGCUCCCAAGAAAGAGACUCCAGCUACUGGCAAGAAGGCUGCGUCUUCUCCUGCACUGGCCUCCAAGACACCCAGUGGCAGUAGGACAGACAGGGCCAAGAGGAGAAGCGACACGAUAAACAGUACCAAAGUGACUCCGGUUAGUCCGAAAGUGGAUCAGAAAAAGGCUAGGGCAUUGGCGAAAGUUGCUAGGAAAAGUGUAGUACAAACUUCCAAAGUACAAACACCUGUUAAAAGUUCUUAGGUGAGGUUUGCAAGUACUAUUUUCUGUUACAGAAGAAACAAAAGAAACGAAACCUACCCCAUCGAAGACAGCAAAAACAACAGGAAAAGUAUCAACAUCUGCAAAAAAGAAAACGCCUAAGAGGUCUUCGGCAAAGAAAUAGUGCAGUAUAGAGUAAGAUUUAAAUAGAAUAUGAAGAUUAUUUUAUUAUCACCUUACAUGAUAAGUCCAAUAAUAAAUUGUAUAGAAUAUUAUUUUCACUUUUUCAUAUUGUUCACUGUACCUAGAAAUCUGACAUUAUUUAUUAGCAUAUGCAAUGAUAUUAAAAUUUUUCAUUUAGAUAUUUUUGUUAGGUGGAAUAUUGCAAAGAUAAUAUUUAUAAGUAUACUAAGUAAUUCACUAUUCAUAUCAAACUGUUUGUGACAUCGAAUUGAGACGUUCAGAUUUUUUUAAAUUUUAUUUAUGAUAAAUAGGAAUACAUACAGGAUAAUUCCAGAAACAGUAAUUACUCAAAUAGUAUGCCAUAUCAUGCAAAAAAACAACUUCAAAUUACAUGUGAUAAAAAAAAAAUACAAUAUAGGUAAUCAAAUUAAAUAUCAAUUAUUCGAAAGUCAACAACAAGAACUCGAGAAAAUCAAUUCACAAUUCAUUGAGUAAUUCAUUAGAGAUUCUUCUUUAGCACUCUUUUGAACGUGGAUAAUUAACUUUGAAAAAGAUCCAAAAAUAUAAGAAAGAAAGCAAAAAUAUAAUCUCCACCAGGGGGAAGAUACAACAAAGAUAAAUAUUUACAUGAAAUCAAGCAACUUUAUUCUCAGUCCUUUUAGGUUUUGAUAGGCAAUGUGAAGAUGAGAAGAGAUGUAAAUCCAUAAAUAAAAAGAAGAUAUUUCGGAUAUGACAUAAUAUAAUAAUAUGUGAAAUAUUUAAUUGUUUCCUUAAAUGGAUUUGAGAGAAUUGGUUAUGAUCUGAAGCACAAAUUUGUUUUCUACCGAUCAUGUGUGAUAAAAAAUAUUUUUUUAAUAUUUAUUUACUAAAAGCGUAAUUUAUUUAGGGAGAUUUGCAAAAGUCAUUGAAUUUAUACAAAUUUGUCCUUAUCGCAGAAAUAGUAAAUGAACUUUAUGUUUUUGUUGUUAUACAUUUGUAUAACAAUAAUGAUGUCGAUCAAUGUCACAAAUAAGUUUCUUUAUCUCUUCUUCCCAAAAUUUUGACACACCGUGCAACAUUAACUCUUACAAUGUCUCUUUUUGAGGUGAAUUUUCACCCCUUUGAGUUUAUACUGAAUAAAAAUAUUUUGGUUUGAAAAUUUGCGAGUACUAAAUCAAUAAUGAUAUUAUUCAGAAAAAACUUGAAAUUGAAUUUUUGUAGGACUUGUCUAGAAAAUUUUCCAAGGUCAAUUUCUGACAUGUUUGUUGCCUUUUUUACAUAACCUUGUUUCAGUAUGUGACAGCCGAAGUUACCACACUCUUGUCCCCUAGAUUUUUUAGUCAGCCUUUGACACAAGUUUUGACAACAAAGUUGUCAUCAUCAGAAAUCACAGGUUACUAAUUAAUGCAAAAUGAUUACUUUUUUUUUACUUGUAGUUAGUAACCUGUACAUUCUGACUACAACUUUGUUGUCAAAACAAAAGCCAAUUGAAAAAAAUCCAUGAACAAGAGUGUGAUUACUCUAGUCCUCAGUUAAUUUGAAUUGGUUUCUAUUUAAAAAUGAAAUUUCAACACUUCAAAAAAAAAAUUUCCUUUUUUAUUGUAACUUCUUUUCGUGGUAUUUCCAGAAGUUAUAAUAAAUUUUGUUUUAUUCUAUACUUAUGAAUAGAUCAGAAUGCCGUGAAUUGAUCUUGAUGAUAUGGGUUUUGUUAAUAAAAUGUUAUUUUGACUAAAUGUAGUUAUUGAAGAUAUGUGAACUGUGUAGAUGCAAAAGUAUGAACUUCAUUGAACUCUGAAAGGUGUGAGGAGUGAGGUUGUACACUAAACUUGUAUAUUUGAUUAAAACGUGCCAGGUAAGACUAUCUUUGACGAUUCUCAACAUUUUGUUCAGGGAAAAUAUUACUUUUUAUUUUCUUCUGUUGAGAAUCGUCCUGUAUAUUAGUAUAUUCAAGAAAUACAGAUGAAAUUUAGAAUAUAGUCCAGUCAAUAAGAUGUACAAAACUUUUCCGAUUAUUCUAUUUGUUGAAUACACUUCAGGAAUAGAAUUUUUCCUUGAAUUUUGACAAAUACACUUGUCUACGGCUUUUUCAAAAUGUGUAAACGACAGAUUCAAGUCCCUCUGUUUGUUGGGUAUCUUGAAACCUUGUAUAGGAAGAUUAAUCACACGAAUUUGUUGGUAGUUUCAAUGCACUGAUAUGGCAAUUUGUAAAUUAUUGGUUAAAUUACUAGUGUGUUAACGCAUUUUGAAAUAGCUGCUACAUUUCGACCAAAAUCAUUUGAAAAAUUCGUAAGAGAGAUUAUAAAUCUUAAAUUUCUGUUGAUUUAGGAAUAGAGUGUUAUAACGUAUGUGUUGUGCUUAACAAUUUAGAAUUUAAGGAAAAUGUGGAAUGAAUGUUGCUGUAGUCUUGUGAAAGUUGUCGAAAUUCAAAAUGAUCAGUUAGAUUUCCCAUUUAUUGUAUGAUUUACAAUAGUAUGAAUGGAUUUUCAAUAAAAUGCAAAAUUCGA
Messenger RNA from Harmonia axyridis, 4764 nucleotides. RefSeq names its product proteoglycan 4-like. NCBI's taxonomy places the organism in Eukaryota, Metazoa, Arthropoda, Insecta, Coleoptera, Coccinellidae. The record is from RefSeq and is a predicted model, not a curated record. The transcript has 8 exons. The coding region runs from base 185 to 2140 and encodes 651 amino acids.